Molecule: messenger RNA, 1880 nt
Organism: Diorhabda sublineata
Lineage: Eukaryota; Metazoa; Arthropoda; Insecta; Coleoptera; Chrysomelidae
Product: protein archease-like
Exons: 4
Coding region: 1378-1854 (158 amino acids)
Biological process (GO): tRNA splicing, via endonucleolytic cleavage and ligation
Cellular component (GO): tRNA-splicing ligase complex
Source: RefSeq, a predicted model, not a curated record
AGGUGUCGAAAGAUACGAAAUAUGACCAGCGCCUGGAAGAAAUCCACCACUAGGAUCUUCGGCAUAUAUUCUCGCCUCAAAUGCGUGACCCUUCAAUUUGAUUUUCUCUUGGGAUAGAGCCGUGGUGCGUACAUAGAAUUCAAUACCCCUUUACUUUACAUUUACAUAUAAUUCUAAAUGAAAAAUACUGUAAAUAUAGUCACAUUAUUACUGUAAUUAUUCAUAAAGAGAAUGUAAAAGAAUAAUAUACUAUUUAACCACAUUUUUUUAAUUUGUAUAAUGUGUUUAAAAUGAUUUCAUCAAAAUAUUUAAAAAUGUAUUAGUCGUACAUAGACAAAUGUAUAUGUUCCAAUUACCACACAGAACGAUUGGAACAUUUUGUGUCGUUUCACCCAUAUAAUAUGUAAUACUUCUAUAUGGACAGUUUGUAUAAGUAGAAGCUGCUCCGACUAAGGAAGACAGAAUGAUAACGCUUUUUCUAUCCUCCGAUAUUCCAGCUCGCUUUUGCGCAUUCUCAAGCCUGCGCAGCCCGAACGAAGUAUCUGGCAUUUCUUCCCGUUUAAACAGUCCAUAUAAGAAGUAUUACAUAUAUGAUGGUUCCACCUAAUGCCCGUGGUGGAAAUAUCACCACGUCCACUUCCUCCAAACAGAACAUAUCCUAUAGUAUGUUUUGUGCUCGUCCCUAAAAUAUUAGGUGACAGAGGACUUUCAACAAAAAGUGGCGACAAGUCAAACAAUAGCGUUGAAAGAACUUUACAAUUACAAUGGAACUGCAGUUAAUUUUGUCAAAAAUGCAACCAUAAAUUGUGCUGCAACCACAAACUGUAGAAAUACCUACGUUUUGUAGGCAUUUAUUUCAAUUUCGAUUUAUGUUUGUGUUUUCUUGAAACAAAUUUUUUUACAUUAUUGCUUAUGGGUUUCGUGCACAAAGUGCUUAAUACAUUAGAAGGCGACUCUUGCAAGCCUACAGAAUAUGCACUCCACCUAAAAAUUUAGCUUUCAAACACCUAUCGCUUUUUACGUUGGUUGAAUGGAAUGACGACGAGUGCAAUGCGGGCUUUAAGUGGAAUGUACCCUUUAUCACGGUCUUACUUGUAUGCAAUACCGUGCUUCCUAUAUGUGCUUUAUACACAAAGGCUUGUGUAAUAUUAUAUUAUGUUUAGUUGGCUAUGCUGACAAAAAGUGAUUCAAGCAUUUUAAUGACUUUGAUAUGUAUAGGUUCCAUAGACCUACCGAAAAAGAAGAAAAUUUAUAGGUUAUAUUUAUUUAGCAAUCGGUUGAGUUGGAACCAUUUAGUUAUAUUGUGAAUUACAAUCCAAAUUGUUGCAUAAAAAAAUAGAUUUAUUCUUCACCACAUCUAACAACUAAAUCUUUAAAAUGGAACAGAACUUUACACCCGAGGAAUUAGCUUUGCCACCAUGCAAAUAUGAAUAUCUGGAUCAUACAGCAGAUGUACAGUUACAUGCUUGGGGUUCUAGCCUGAAAGAAGCUUAUGAACAAUGUGGCAUAGCUAUGUUUGGAUACAUGACAGAGCUUCAUUCAGUAGAUAUAAAACAAUCAGCAGAUAUAGAAGCAGCAGGACAUGAUUUGGAAAGUUUGAUGUUCCACUUUUUAGAUGAACUUCUAUUUUUAUUUAGUUGUGAACCAUUUUUGAUUUGUAGUAAACUUGUUAUUACAGAGUUUUUAACUGAAGGUGAAGAAUAUAGAAUUAAAUGCAAGUGUUAUGGAGAAGAAUUUACAUUAGGCAAACAUCCACAAGGAACUGAAGUAAAAGCAAUUACCUAUUCCGCUAUGCAAAUUAUUAACGAGCCUGAUAAAAAUAAUUUUCAAGUGUUUGUUAUAAUUGAUAUUUAGUAGUUAAUAUAUUCAAUUGAAAGAUA